Messenger RNA from Sceloporus undulatus (fence lizard), 823 nucleotides. RefSeq names its product glutaredoxin 5 (gene GLRX5). The record is from RefSeq and is a predicted model, not a curated record. NCBI's taxonomy places the organism in Eukaryota, Metazoa, Chordata, Lepidosauria, Squamata, Phrynosomatidae. Bases 99 to 581 code for a protein of 160 amino acids. The transcript has 2 exons.
AGCGCCGUUCGCGAGGGGGCUGGCCGCCGGGGCAGUGGGUUCCGGAGGCCCUCCGUCGUCGUCCUCGUCUGCCAGAAGCGGAGGAGGCUCCAGGGGCGAUGAGUGGGUCCUUUGGUCGCCUUCCGGCGGCGCUGCGCCUGUGGAGAGGCCCGCGGCCCUUGGCCUUCCUCGCUCGGCCGCUGAGUCAAGGCGGCGCGGCGGACGCUGCGGGCGGCGGCGGCGGCGGGUCUAAGGAGGCGGUGGAGCGCCUGGUGCGCGGCCACCCGGUGGUGGUGUUCAUGAAGGGCAGCCCGGCCCAGCCCCAGUGCGGCUUCAGCAACGCCGUGGUCCAGAUCCUGCGCCUCCACGGCGUCAAGGACUACCGCGCCUACGACGUCCUCCAGGACCCCGACCUCCGACAAGGAAUUAAGAACUAUUCCAACUGGCCUACUAUACCUCAAGUCUUCCUCAAUGGUGAAUUUGUGGGAGGCUGCGACAUACUUCUCCAGAUGCAUCAAAGCGGAGAUCUAGUGGAAGAGCUUAAAAAAUUGGGAAUUCGCUCCGCCCUUCUGGAUUCAGAGAGAGACCAUGACAAAAAAUAAACAAGCUGAUGUGACCUUGACAAAGACAGAUUUGGAUAAUUUGGUACCAGAAAAGCCUUAUGUAAUUCAGCUCAAGAAGGCAACUUUUUGCUCUAAAAUGAUGAGGUUCAUAAUUAAGUAGUUUGUUCUCACUGUACAGUAUGAUAGACCAAUAUGUGAAUAUUCUGUGUUGAAUAUUUUUAUAACCACAGCAGUGUAAAUCAAAUGUUUUGCAAACCUAGUAAAUAAGUAUUUCACUUCUA